CUUCCCUCCUCCUCCUCUUCUCCUCCUCCUUCCCUUCUCCGCUCCUCCUCUCCCAGGGCCCCUUUCUGCAUCCUUCCUUCCUUCCUUCCCUUGCUUCUUAAAGGGAAGGGGGAGGUGGGCCUUCUCCUCCUCUUCCUCUCCUUCUUCCUUCCUUCCUUCCUUCCUUCCUUCCUCUCUGCGGUGCAGGAUGUCUCGGAAGGUGCCUCGGGCCGAGGUCUGCGCCGACUGCAGCGCCCCAGACCCGGGCUGGGCCUCCAUCAACCGGGGGGUCUUGGUCUGUGACGAAUGUUGCAGCGUCCACCGCAGCCUCGGGCGCCACAUCUCCAUCGUGAAGCACUUGCGGCACAGCCCUUGGUCCGCCACGCUCUUGCAGAUGGUCCAUACGCUGGCCAGCAACGGGGCCAACUCCAUCUGGGAGCAUUCUCUGCUGGACCCGGCGCAGGUCCAGAGUGGGAGGCGCAAGGCCAACCCCCAGGACAAAGUCCACCCCACCAAGUCCGAAUUCAUCCGCGCCAAGUACCAGAUGCUGGCCUUUGUGCACAAACUCCCCUGCCGUGAUGACGACGGAGUGACCGCCAAGGACCUCAGCAAGCAACUGCAUUCCAGUGUCCGGACCGGAAACCUGGAGACCUGUUUGCGCCUCCUCUCUCUCGGGGCCCAAGCCAACUUCUUCCACCCGGAGAAAGGCACCACCCCGUUGCACGUGGCGGCCAAAGCGGGGCAGAUCCUCCAAGCCGAGCUGCUGGUGGUCUAUGGGGCUGACCCUGGGGCCCCCGACGUCAAUGGGCGGACCCCCAUCGACUAUGCCAGGCAAGCCAACCAACACGAACUGGCCGAGCGGCUAGUGGAGUGCCAAUACGAACUGACCGACAGGUUGGCCUUCUACCUGUGUGGACGGAAGCCAGACCACAAGAACGGGCAUUACAUCAUCCCGCAGAUGGCCGACAGAGUACGCCCAAAAUGUGUGUCGCAAAGCUUGGACCUCUCCGAAUUGGCCAAAGCGGCCAAGAAGAAGCUGCAGGCGCUCAGCAACCGCCUCUUUGAGGAACUCGCCAUGGACGUCUAUGACGAAGUGGACCGCCGGGAGAACGAUGCCGUCUGGCUCACGACGCAGAACCACAGCACUUUGGUGACCGAACGGAGCGCCGUCCCUUUCCUCCCCGUCAAUCCAGAAUAUUCUGCGACACGCAAUCAGGGACGCCAGAAACUGGCCCGAUUCAACGCCCGGGAGUUUGCCACCCUCAUCAUUGACAUCCUGAGCGAGGCCAAGCGGCGGCAGCAGGGGAAGGGGCUCACCAGCCCCACAGAGCCCCUCCACGGGGGCCCCAGUGACCUGGACGACCAGCACGACUACGACAGCGUUGCCUCGGAUGAAGACGCCGACCAGGAGCCUCUACGCAAUGCCAACAACGCCGCUGGGCGCAACAACCGUGCACGAAGCAUGGACUCCUCGGACCUGUCGGAGGGCCCCAUCUCGCUGCAGGAGUUCCUGGAGGUCAAGAAGGCUCUCUCCGCCUCCGAGGCCAAAGUCCAGCAGCUCAUGAAGGUCAACAACAGCCUCAGCGAUGAACUCCGGCGGCUCCAGCGGGAGAUCCACAAGCUGCAGUCGGAGAACCUGCAGAUCCGGCAGCAGGCAGGGUCCGUCCACCCGGCAUCGGCCUCGGUGCCCCCGCCGGCGGCAGAGAGGCAGGAGCACGGGCACGGCGUGGCCCCGCCCCUCGGAGCCCCCCACCGCCGAGACCGACACGCCUUCUCCAUGUACGAGCCUGGGACCGGCGGGGGCCUCAAGCCGUUCGGGCAGCAGCCCAUGGAGGAGCUGGUCGGCCGUCUGCAGCCAUUCCACCCGGGGGAGAUGGACGACGAUGCCCUGUAUUCGGUUCACACGCAGGCCUCCAUUUACCGGAUCCGGAAGGGUGGCUCCGUCUCCUCGAUGCCCUUCCCGCCGUCUUCUCCACUGGUCUCCUGCCCAACGGACGGAGGGCGUCACAUGACUGGAAAACUGGACCGGCACGGGAGUGGGGCAGACAGCGACUACGACAACACGCAAGGAGGAGACCUGCCCUUGAGCAUGGAUGGGAAACGCUUCCUGGACCUGGCCAAAGACGAGGAUUUGCACCUGGAGCCUGACGCCCUGGAAGGGGACCUGGACCCGGGCCUGCCGAGUACGGAGGACGUCAUCCUCAAGACGGAGCAAGUGACCAAGAACAUCCAGGAACUCCUCCGCGCCGCUCAGGAGUUCAAGCACGACAGCUUCGUUCCCUGUUCGGAGAAGAUCCACGCUGCCGUCACAGAAAUGGCCUCCCUUUUCCCCAAGAAACCGGCGCUGGAGACGGUCCGCAGCUCCCUGCGCCUCCUCAACGCCAGCGCCUUCCGCCUGCAGAGCGAGUGCCGCAAGACGGUGCCGCCCGAGCCGGGGGUGGCGGUGGACUACCAGCUCCUCACCCAGCAGGUCAUCCAGUGCGCCUACGACAUCGCCAAGGCCGCCAAGCAGCUGGUCACCAUCACCACCCGCGAGAAGAAGCAGUGAGAGCGUCGGGCCGGGGGCAACGGACACUCCUUGUGUACCCCAGACCCCUCUUGACCCCCAUCCCAACGGAAGUGUCUGGAUUACCGUGUGAGUAUAUUUACAUGUUUGGCCAUGUAAAUACCCUAUAAUCCGAAAUGUGGCGACCACGAAGGGACUGGAUUUCUCCCCGUCCCAUCGCCAACGCUCGGUGGUUCGGCUGUGUAAAUAUCCCAUAGCCCAAAGGAGGGUCUCUUUCUGCACCCCAUGGCAAAACCAGUGGGAUGGAUGGCUCCUCAAAGGACCAUACUCCCGACACAAUACUUUGUGGGUCUGCCAUGUAAAUAAAUUCCCCAUAACCCAAGGAAAGGGGCUCUCCUUGUACCCAAUAUCCGGCAAACCCAAUGCCCAGGGUUGGGUUAAUAAGUAUAAGCAUGGGUGUAAGUCUCCCAUUUACGUAACUCAGGAGGGUGAUCUCCUUCUAUCCCAUCCAUCGUGGUACAAAAGGAUCGUCCUACCACGUUCUGUGCUUCGGCCGUAUAAUACCCCAAGGGGGUAACUCUCCGUCUGUACCCCAUAUCUCUUCCUAACCUAUCCAUGGGACUCUGCAACCCCAUUGGAAGUGUCCUUUGCCCCGUCUUCCUUCUUCUCAAUGGAAGUGUCCUUCAAUUAGGGCUGGAUUUCCCCUAAUGAGCAGGAUGUGGGGCGGUGGUCCUCCACAUGAGUGUAUUACAAUGUAAAUACCCUAUUAACCCUUCCCCGGACCCCUUCGAACCUAUCCAUCGGACCCCGCAACCCCAAUGGAAGUGUCCUUACCCUUCGGAGGGCUCAUUGGGGGGGGGGGGGAUUCUCAGUGGGGCCGAAGCAACUCAAUACACGGCAAUGUAAAUACCCCAUAGCCGAAUGCGCGGAGGGGCUCCGUCUACGGACCGGACCCAAUUUAGGGCGGUUUCGAGACUCAUGACCCAAAACCUUCGCUCCCCCAUAUAUAGUGCGUGGAACUGUAUGUAUGUGUAUCUCCCUCCUCCUGUGCAUUAUAUAUAUAUAUAUAUAUAUGUAUAGAUGUAUACAUAUAUAUAAAAAGCCACUGUAUUUAUCUCUCGUCUUUCAAUAGUGUUAACACUGGAAAAAAAAGUGAAAUAUAAUUCAGGGUGCUGCCAAGACUUAACCCCCCACCCCAUCCUCCAACUUUUCUGUUUUCUCCCAUCUUUCUAUUACGUUUACCCCAAAAAACUUGAGAAAAAAGUGGGGGUCAAUAACAGGGGCGGAGGCGGGUUCGAGCGCCGCGCUGGAAUCGUUUCUUGUCUUGUAAAUUUGUAACAAAUUAAACGGAGAUGUGAGCAUCA
Molecule: messenger RNA, 3849 nt
Organism: Anolis carolinensis (green anole)
Lineage: Eukaryota; Metazoa; Chordata; Lepidosauria; Squamata; Anolidae
Gene: git1
Product: GIT ArfGAP 1
Exons: 22
Coding region: 188-2527 (779 amino acids)
Biological process (GO): synaptic vesicle recycling; brain development; regulation of ARF protein signal transduction
Cellular component (GO): cytosol; neuron projection; postsynapse
Molecular function (GO): small GTPase binding; GTPase activator activity
Source: RefSeq, a predicted model, not a curated record